AUGUCGGCGGACCUGGCAGUGAUCUCCGCAAAUAUGAUGACUCGGAGUGAUAAAACAGAAUUGGUAGCCGAGCUCAGAGCGGCAAUCCGGGAGGAGAUCAUGGUGGUGCGGAGAGACCUGGCAGCACUGGAGCAGGUGGUCGAUGACCUGGAGGAAUACCGCCAGCAGACCACUCACCGCUUACAAUCAGCUGACUUGGCGGCAUCGCGGCAGGGUAACAUUCUCCUCGACCUCCGUCGUCAAGUGGAGGACCUCGACAAUCGGGGCCGCCGAAAUAACAUCCGCGUGCAUGGCAUGCCGUAA
Molecule: messenger RNA, 303 nt
Organism: Pelobates cultripes (western spadefoot toad)
Lineage: Eukaryota; Metazoa; Chordata; Amphibia; Anura; Pelobatidae
Source: the annotation of a GenBank genome assembly